GCUGCGGGUGUUGUGGGAACAUCUCAGCUGCCGAAACUGGCAUCAGCACUCUACACACUUCUUCUCAUUCAACACAGACAAGUUCCACUCCUGCAUUACUGAAGACCGUUUUUAGUCUUCUGGCACCUUCGGAUCACCCUUCCACUUUCCAGCGCAGUGUCUCACCGAGUAUCACUACAGAGAGGAGAUUAAUUGUGCUGAGAAGGAUCAGGAAGCUUGGAGUUUGCUCUGUCCGGUAGCUCACAGCAGCGGCCAUGACCAAAAGCACCGGGGAGAACCCGCGCUCUCGCAGCCGGGUGCAGAGGAUCCGUGAGGACAUCCAACUGCGCUCCCUGAAGGCCAGGAAGAAAGUAGAGGACAUCACCAAAGACGACGUUAAGACCUUCUUGAGGAGGAAUGCCUUUGUGCUCUUCACCAUUGGGGCAGUUGCUCUUGGCAUCAUACUUGGAUUUGCCCUGCGGCCAUAUAAGAUGUCCUACAGAGAGGUGAAAUAUUUCUCCUUUCCCGGAGAGCUCUUAAUGCGCAUGCUCCAGAUGUUGGUCCUCCCCUUGCUGGUGUCCAGUCUGGUCACAGGCAUGGCAGCACUUGACAGUCGAGCUUCAGGGAAGAUGGGGAUGCGAGCUGUGGUGUACUACAUGACUACCACAUUCAUCGCUGUGUUCAUUGGAAUCAUCAUGGUCCUCAUCAUCCACCCUGGAAAAGGCUCCAGGGAAGAGUUUACAAAGCAGCACAAAAUUGAGCAAGUCAGCCCAGCUGAUGCUUUCUUGGACUUGAUCAGAAACAUGUUUCCACCCAACCUGGUUCAAGCUUGCACACAGCAGUUCAAAACCAAAUACGGCAAAAGAGUUGUACAUGUGAAGGUGAUAGUGAAUGACAGCAUUUUCAAUCUGACCAACGUGACCCAAGAGAUAGCUCAGGAAGAGAUCAUCCCAAUUCCUGGCACUACAAAUGGAGUCAAUGCCCUCGGGCUGGUCGUAUUCUCUAUGUGCCUCGGCCUGAUCAUUGGAAAUAUGAAGGAGGAAGGCCAAGCACUAAGGGACUUUUUCGACUCCCUCAAUGAGGCCAUUAUGCGUUUGGUUGCCAUCGUCAUGUGGUAUGCACCAAUCGGUAUCCUCUUUUUGAUCGCUGGCAAAAUUGUGGAAAUGGAUGACAUCACUGAAAUGGGAGGGCAACUAGGCAUGUACACUGUGACGGUCAUCAUAGGCCUCCUAAUCCAUGGCAUGAUUAUUCUACCCACUCUCUUCUUUGUCAUCACCCGAAAAAACCCCUUCAUCUUUAUCACUGGCUUAUUGCAGGCCCUAAUCACCGCCUUGGGAACAUCGUCCAGUUCAGCCACUCUGCCCGUUACAUUCAAGUGCUUAGAGGAGAACAAUAAAGUUGACAAGAGGGUGACCCGCUUUGUGCUGCCAGUUGGCGCUACCAUCAACAUGGAUGGAACGGCACUGUACGAGGCACUGGCAGCCAUCUUUAUCGCACAGGUCAACAACAUGGAGAUGAACUUUGGACAGAUCAUAACUAUAAGCAUCACAGCCACAGCUGCCAGUAUCGGUGCUGCUGGAAUCCCCCAGGCUGGACUGGUCACCAUGGUCAUUGUGCUGACCUCUGUGGGCCUCCCCACUGACGACAUCAGCCUCAUCAUCGCCGUUGAUUGGUUCCUGGACCGACUGCGCACGACGACCAAUGUGCUGGGUGACUCUAUAGGAGCAGGCAUCGUGGAGUUCCUGUCCCAAGAUGAGCUGCAGAACAGCGAUUUGGAGAUGGGCAACUCUGUAUUGGAAGAAGAUGAGGUGAAGAAGCCUUACCAGAAGAUUCCUCAAGAGAACGAAUACGAGAACAAGAAACCUCCAGAAAGCGAAACAAAGAUAUAGUGACUCCCAGAGUCCUAUUGUGGUGUUUGUGCCCAAAAAGGGAUUUAUUUGUGUGUGUGUGUGUGUGUGUGUGUGUGUGUGUGUGUGUGUGUGUGUGUGUGUGUGUGUGUGUGUGUGUGUGUGUGUGUGUGUGUGUGUGUUAUUCCUUUUUUCAUUGCCUACUUUUGGAACCAUCAUUCCUUCAUGUCUACGAUUCUUCAUUUGACAUUAAUCAUCAAUUGUGCAUCAGUCUAAGAUUUAUUUUAAGAAUUAUUGGUUAUAUCAUGAGUGGAAAGGAAAUUGGAAUACUGAUGGAAUUUGAAGGUUUAGACAGGAAAGAAAGAUGGUGGACUAUAGAAAGUAAAAUAGCAAUUUGACUUGUGAUUAAAGAAAAAAAAAGUGAUGUUUAACCUGAAGAGUGUAAAGUAAAAAAGCUGAAUGGAAACUUAAGGGUCGUGUCACAUAAUUGAAUAGCAGCCAGUGAUAUAUGCACAAAAUUUAGUAUAUUGAUGAUUUUUGAUCGAAUGGAAGAAAUUAUGUGAUUGGUCAUUGCAUUUGGGUGUGACUAAAAUUAUAGGCGGUCCAGUUGAUAAUUGUGGCUCCUAACAUCCAGCGGCAAAAUGAUUUAAAAAAUGUGUUUAUUAAACUCAAUAGAAACACCUACUCACCCCAGUAUGUUGCCCCUGUGUUUAAAACUAUCAGAUUUGUCUGUUUCUAGUGAGGAGACAACUAGUGUUAUAAGGCUUUGAUUUAUUCACUCAGUCAAAAAAAUGUUUCUUUUACCUUUUGAUUCAUUUUUUUCUUUGUACUUACCUUGUCUUUAUUGUAAUGCUGGAGGUAUCAGAAUGUUCACAGUAUUUUGAUACACAUUACCGGUUACAGUGUUAAUUUCCCUCAUUCAUCUCUAGGAACAUCCUGAUAGCACACUUGAAACACUCAAAUGCUACCCCUUUGCUGCCAUUUGCUAACAUACAUAGAUUAUAUUAUAUAAAUAUAUAAGUAUAUUAUAUAGUCGUAGUUUUGGAGAGUUAAAUGUAGAUAUUGUGAAUGAGCUUGUGCAAGAGACUGCACUGAGCUGGAACAGAGUGUCAUUUCAAGAAGCAGAUGAAUUCAGGAUCCGACACAACAGACACAAUCACGCUGAGCACCAAUACUAACUCACUCAAAAAGAAACUGUGAUUUUGCUUCUUUUGUGAUGUGUCUAUGGGGAUUUUGUUCAUCUUGCUGGUUAUUUGCCCCCUUAGAUCCACACACACAUAUAAAAAAAUACUGUGUGGUUUCAAACCACAUGGAAUAAAUUAAACUGUAGGUUUGUCUAUGGUAAAUAUAGUUUUGAAUAAAAUU
This is a messenger RNA of Tachysurus fulvidraco (yellow catfish), 3191 nucleotides long. RefSeq names its product solute carrier family 1 member 3b (gene slc1a3b). Lineage: Eukaryota; Metazoa; Chordata; Actinopteri; Siluriformes; Bagridae. The coding region runs from base 255 to 1868 and encodes 537 amino acids. The transcript has 10 exons. Gene Ontology annotation, biological process: L-glutamate import across plasma membrane; L-aspartate import across plasma membrane; D-aspartate import across plasma membrane. The record is from RefSeq and is a predicted model, not a curated record. Gene Ontology annotation, molecular function: glutamate:sodium symporter activity; L-glutamate transmembrane transporter activity; neutral L-amino acid transmembrane transporter activity. Gene Ontology annotation, cellular component: plasma membrane.